AUGAGUUUCGCUAGGAUCUACAUCGCCGCAUUCCUACUGAUAUACGGGCUCUGCAAUGCGGAGACUACCGGAAGCAGAGAGACCAAGGUGAACGACUCGGACAGCAUUGACCGUUUCGUUGCCGAUGAUGCUUGGGACGUCGAGAGGGGGAGAGAGGGGGAGAAGGAACCACGGGAAAACGCCCAAGAGAUCCUACCGAUCCUACCUCCGAUAAUACUUCUGGACUUCGAUAACAGCACGGUCGACGAUAACGCGACCGAUGAGAAGUCGAAGCGCACCGUGAAUAACGGGCUCGGUUACGGCUUCGACCGGAAUUCCCUGCAUAAUCCGCGAAAGUACAAUUACUACUUUCCCGCAGGAAAGACUGGAACCACCGUGAGCAUAGAGGAAUCCAUCAGCCCGUUUCUUCCGAGGACCAUAAUAGAAAAAAUACCACCGGGCAAUCACAAAUCGGUUUCCGACUCGUUCGCGGACUUUGAACGUACCCGCGGCUCGGUAGCCUCGAGCUACCAAUAUCAUUACAAUCCCACGACGAAGUCACCGCCGAUAUUUGGACAGCGAACAAAGUUGACGAAGACGUCUGACUCCGAGCCUUAUCAAGGUUUCGUGCCGAUUGCGAGACCCGUCGACGCGUAUUCAAACGUAGACUAUCAGGACGGCGCGUACGCGUCCACAACGCCGCAACCUUUGGCGUUCGGUUCCGCGGAGACAGCAACGGAGACGGGUUACGCCACUCCGAGUUCGCAGAGUUACACAGCCUCCAGUUCGAGUCGGUACACAUACGUCACUCCGAGUUCGCCGUCGUACGUCCAAAGAUAUCUGGGACAGAGUUCUCAGCACGCGAUAAACGUGCAGGAUAGGCCGAAACAAAGCGCAGCAAAAUCGUCGACGUCCAGUCCCCCCGAAGCCGCUGCUCUCCUGGGGCAACUGAAUCCUCACAAUUACCAGGCUCGGCCAGGCUUGAGCACGGCGGAAUCGUCGACUGCCCGACCCGACGACGUGUCCAGCUAUCCGGAGAACGCUGGGCCAUUCCCCGGUCUACCCCGAUAUACAGUGGAAAACGGUGUCAGAUACGAGAACAAGAUAUUUUGGAAGUAUCCAGACGGUAGAGUGUCCGACGUGCCGCCUAAGACGUACGAGACUUACUCCGAGUACCCGUCGUUGGCGGCGUUACGGGCCGCCAAGACCCAGGACGCAUCGCAGAUCUACGAGUCCGCCUCCACGGAGAACAGCGUGAUGUCGCAGGGCCCGGUGCAAUUCCCAAUCGCGCCGGAACCCACCGGUUCACGGACUCCGUUCAUCUCGGCGAGUUCCCUGUCCCGCCUGCAACAGCAGCAGCAAGCGUUUCGGCAGGGCUAUCAGAACUUUAUCGGCCAGAAGCAGGCAGUUUCGCAGCAGGCCAAGGCCGGCAGCGGGGUCUCGCCCACGUAUUCGGUCCCUUCGACAACCCUCUCGCCGUUAAGGGACUCUCUCCAGUCGAUUGGAAAAGUUCCGAAAAGUCGGUACGAAACGUUGAGGCGUCCGGUCUCGAAGUACAUGGUGAACAGUCCGAAUGCGGAAUACAUUGACAACAUGGAGAAGAUUGCGAGACCCACCAAGCUCUUCACUCAAUCUGGUGGCGGCAACUCGGGCAAAAAGAUUAACGCGGCAGGAGGCAAGAAUCUGGAUAGCUACACGAAUCUGCAAUAUUCGGACUUGCUGAACUACAAUCCAUCUAUCUCGCAGUACAUCAAGAAUCCCGCAUCCAUCCUUAACGUGCAGCCAACCUUCGUGCAAGCUGGGAGCUCUCUGAUACCAGUGAUCAUUCUAAGAGUGGACGGCGUACCGCCCAUACAACCCAAGGCCAUGCCGAACGUGAAUUUGAAAGCCCUGCUGCAGCAAUAUCUCGUUCAAUACGCCAAAAGUAUCGAGGAAUUGGCGCGACAGACAAGCUACGACCUCGGUGACGAUCAAGCCCCGAAGGAUCAAAGUCCGUUCUCCACGAACCCUCUGCGCGAACUGGCACGAUUGGCACCAAACGGCGGAGACUUGGUCGGCAAUCCUACGGAAUCCUACACCGGCAAAUCGAGUUACGAGGCGAGCAACCUGGACGCCGAAAAAGAUCUCUCGGGCGGAAAAUAUGGCGAGCGCACGGCGGUCCGACCGAAAGUGAAGAGCGUGCAGAUCAUAGAGGAUCCAAGGCUCGCGAAUCAUAGGCUUUAGAACGAAAUCACGCGUUUA
Messenger RNA from Vollenhovia emeryi, 2220 nucleotides. RefSeq lists its product as uncharacterized. The transcript is spliced from 3 exons. The coding region runs from base 1 to 2202 and encodes 733 amino acids. Lineage: Eukaryota; Metazoa; Arthropoda; Insecta; Hymenoptera; Formicidae. The record is from RefSeq and is a predicted model, not a curated record.